AUGAAUCCUUGUGUGAGUCCGAGAGAAUUCAUUACAGCAGAAUUUUCUGGAAUAACAUUGUCUGGAAAUAAGACGACGAGGAAGAGAGUGAGACUGAGAGGAGAGCCAACGGAGGGCGAAUGUCCAUGGCAUUGGGCGACUCAGUGUUUUUAUAAUUCGUACAUUUGGACUGCAGAAUUAUUUGAAAAUGGAGAAGAGAGGAAAGGUCACAUUAAUGGGAUAACCAUUUUCCUGAAUAAUCGAAGGAUUUCUCUGACAGUCCGUGAAAUUCAUCCGAAACGGAAAGGCGGAUUUACAGUGUGUAUCCAGCCCGUUUACUGGUAUUCUGAAUUUCAUAACAUUGCACUUUUUAUAGAGACUUGGAGAUCUCAGGGUGCCACUCGAUUCAUUGUUUACUACCAUUCCUCUACAAAACAAGUCAGAUCUCUCCUCGAAUAUUACGAGAAUAUUGGAAUUUUGAAAUUGAAAUCUUGGCCAAGUUUCGGUUCAUUAUCGUCUACAGUAUCCGCUCAUUUCAAUUUCCCUUCAAUUGAUUCAUCAACAUAUCGUGUUGGACACACACUUGCUCAGAAUUUAUGUGCUCUUGAAAUGGAAACGGAGAUCGGAGCAAUUGCAGAUUUCGAUGAAAUAAUGGUUGCGGAUAGAGGACUUUUGAUUGAAUAUAUUGAAGAAACGUUGAGAAAUAAAACGCUUGGUGCUAUCAGUUUCAAUCAUUUGCUUGUUAAGUUCGACCCAAAGAUCUCUUCGAUGGAUUAUUCAGGAGUCAUGAAUCCAAUUUUUCUCAAUAGAACCGGACCAUCAAAGACAGUGUUCAACAGUUCAAGUGUAGACAUUCUUGCCACUCAUUCUGUGCGAAGAUUCAUUGGAAACGAGACUACUGUCACGGCCGCUGGCUCUCUGCUUCAUUAUCGUCAUAACAGCUACACAGAAAUUGUCGACACGGUCAAGAAGCCCUUCAAGAUGUUCCCUUCGUAUCCUCAAUUACACAUCAAACGGAUUCAGAAGAUAAUUCUCACAGUCUUGGGUUCGCCGAUUCCCCCGUACAACUCUACACUUCUUCAUACCUUGAAUCAAUGUAUCUCCAAGAUAGUUGGCGAAGGAAAGUGUCGGAGUACUGUAGCAUAUUGUAAACAAUGGAUGGAUCCGUUAACCAACUGGAUUCGAGAUGAGACCGUCGGAGUUUUUGUAGUCUGA
This is a messenger RNA of Caenorhabditis remanei, 1194 nucleotides long. RefSeq lists its product as uncharacterized. The record is from RefSeq and is a predicted model, not a curated record. Bases 1 to 1194 code for a protein of 397 amino acids. The transcript is spliced from 5 exons. NCBI's taxonomy places the organism in Eukaryota, Metazoa, Nematoda, Chromadorea, Rhabditida, Rhabditidae.